AUGUCAGAACAAGAAUCGGUCAACCAACCAUUUAGUUUCCCAAGAGAGGAAGAUUCCAUCCUUGAAAAAUGGGAUGAGAUUGAUGCCUUCCAAAGAACUUUAGAAUUAACCAAAGAUCUUCCACCAUUUUCCUUCUUUGAUGGUCCACCAUUUGCAACUGGUACUCCUCAUUAUGGUCAUAUCUUAGCUUCUACAGUUAAGGAUAUUAUCCCACGUUAUGCCACCAUGAAUGGUCAUCAUGUUGAAAGAAGAUUCGGUUGGGAUACUCAUGGUUUACCAGUUGAACACGAAAUCGACAAAAAAUUAGGUAUUACUUCUAAAGAAGAUGUCUAUGCUAUGGGUAUUGAAAACUAUAACAAUGAGUGUCGUGCUAUUGUUAUGAGAUAUGCAGAUGAAUGGCGUAGAACCAUUAGAAGAGUCGGUAGAUGGAUUGAUAUGGAUAAUGAUUAUAAGACUUUAUAUCCAGAAUUUAUGGAAUCAGUUUGGUGGGGUUUUAAAGAAUUAUACAAGAAGAAUUCUGUCUACAGAGGAUUGAGGGUUAUGCCAUAUUCCACAGCAUGUACUACUCCUUUGUCUAAUUUCGAAGCUCAACAAAAUUAUAAAGAAGUUAACGAUCCAGCUGUCACUCUUGCUUUCCCAUUGGUUGAUGACGAAGACACCAUUUUAGUUGCUUGGACCACCACUCCAUGGACUUUACCAGCUAACAUUGCAUUAGCCGUUAACCCAAAGUUUGAAUAUGUCAAGAUUUAUGAUGAAGAAAAAAAGAAGCAUUUCAUUUUAUUAGAAGGUUUAAUUUCUACUUUGUAUAAGAAACCAGCUGCUGCCAAAUACAAGGUUGUAGAAAGAUUAAGCGGUAAAGAUUUAGAAGGUCUUAAGUAUGUUCCAUUAUUUAACUACUUUUAUGAAGAAUUCAAAGACGUUGCUUUCAAAGUUAUUACAGCUGAUUAUGUUACCAAUGACUCAGGUACCGGUAUUGUCCAUCAAGCUCCAUCAUACGGGGAAGAAGAUUUCAAUGCUGCCAAAGCCAAUGGAUUAAUUAAUGAAUUUAGAACUCCACCAGAAGUCGUUGAUGAUACUGGUAAAAUGAAUAAAAAGGUCCCAGAUUUAGAAGGACUUUAUUUCAAGGAUGCUGAUAAAGUUAUUAUCAAGAAAAUUACUGAAACUGGAAGAAUGUUGGUUAAUUCACAAGCCAAGCAUUCCUAUCCAUUUUGUUGGAGAUCAGAUACACCAUUAAUGUAUAAGACAGUUCCAGCUUGGUUUGUUCGUAUUGAUGAAGUUAUCCCUGAAAUGUUAGAAAACGUCGAAAAGACCAAUUGGGUCCCUUCCAAUAUUAAAGAUAAGAGAUUUACAAACUGGAUUGCCAAUGCUAGAGAUUGGAAUAUUUCAAGAAAUCGUUAUUGGGGUACACCUAUGCCAUUAUGGGUAUCUGAUGAUUUUGAAGAAAUUGUCUGUGUAGGUUCAAUCCAAGAAUUAAAAGAGUUAUCUGGUCGUGAUGAUAUUACUGAUCUUCACCGUGAAAGCAUUGAUGACAUCACCAUUCCUUCGAAACAAGGAAAGGGUGUGUUGAAGAGAAUUGAAGAAGUCUUUGAUUGUUGGCUUGAAUCUGGUUCUAUGCCAUUUGCAUCAAAGCAUUACCCAUUUGAAAACCAAGAAAAAUUCAAAAAUUCCUUCCCUGCUAACUUUAUUUCUGAAGGUUUAGAUCAAACCAGAGGUUGGUUUUAUACUUUGACCGUCAUGGGUACUCACUUAUUCAAGACUGCUCCUUACAAGAACGUUAUUGUUACUGGUAUAGUUUUAGCUGCAGAUGGUAAAAAGAUGUCAAAACGUUUAAAGAAUUACCCAGAUCCAGGUAUUGUUUUGGAAAAAUAUGGUGCUGAUGCAUUAAGAUUGUAUUUAAUCAAUUCUCCUGUUUUGAGAGCUGAAACUUUAAAAUUCAAGGAAGAAGGUGUUAGGGAAGUUGUUUCUUCAGUUUUAUUACCAUGGUACAAUUCCUAUAAAUUUUUCAAAGAUGCUGCUGACAUCUAUGCUAAAGAUAACGGAGUUGUAUUCAAGUAUGAUCCUAAAUUAAUCUCUGAUAAUGUUAUGGAUAGAUGGUUACUUGCUUCUAUCCAAUCAUUAAUUCAAUUUAUUCACGAAGAAAUGCAAGGAUACAGAUUGUAUACCGUCGUUCCAAAAUUAUUGGCUUUGAUUGAUGACUUAACCAAUUGGUAUAUUCGUUUCAACCGUAGAAGACUUAAGGGUUACACCGAUGCUGGUUUAGAAGAUACCAAGAAAGGUCUUAACACUUUAAUCGAAGCUUUGUUGACUAUUUCAAGAGCCAUGGCUCCAUUUACUCCAUUUUUAGCCGAUGGUAUUUACCAAAGAAUAAAAGAAUACUUUACUGAAGCUGAAUUAGAAAAAUUUGUCCUUAAUAAAGAAAUUAAGGAUACUAGAUCUGUUCAUUUCUUAACAUAUCCUGAAGUUAGAAAGGAAUUAUUCGACGAAGCUAUUGAAGUUGCUGUUUCUAGAAUGCAAAAGGUUAUUGAUUUAGGUCGUAACAUAAGAGAAAAGAAGAUGAUUUCUUUAAAACAACCAUUGAAAGAAUUAGUUAUUUUACAUUCUGAUGAAGGUUACUUGAAGGAUGUUGAAUCAUUAUCUGGAUACAUUAGUGAUGAAUUAAAUGUUAGAAACAUUGUCAUUACUUCUGAUGAAGCCAAAUAUGGUGUUGAAUAUACUGCUGUUGCUGACUGGCCAGUAUUGGGUAAAAAAUUGAAGAAAGAUGCCAAGAGAGUCAAAGAUGCUUUGCCAAAGGUUUCUUCAGUUGAAGUACAAAAGUUUGCUGAAACUGGUAAGAUUGUUGUCGAUGGUAUCGAAUUAGUCACUGAAGAUUUACAAGUUCAAAGAGGUCUCCCAGCUGAAAAGACUGCAGGUGGGUUUGAAUCUAGAGCUCAACAAGAUGUUUUAAUUCUUUUAGAUGUUAAUUUACACAAGGAAUUACAAAAUGAAGGUUUAGCCAGAGAAUUAAUCAAUCGUAUCCAAAGAUUACGUAAAAAGGCUGGUUUAAAUACUACUGAUGAAGUCAAGGUUGAAUAUAAACUUUCUAAAGAUACCAUUGAUUUCAAGUCAUUACUUGAUGAAGAAAUCUUACUUAAAGCUACCAAGAGAGCUGUUACCGAAUACAGUGAAUCUGAAUCAGCUGACGUUAUUAUUGACGAAGAACAAUCUAUCAAUGAUACUGUAUUUAGUUUAAGAUUAUUGAAACUCUAG
Molecule: messenger RNA, 3246 nt
Organism: Scheffersomyces coipomensis
Lineage: Eukaryota; Fungi; Ascomycota; Pichiomycetes; Serinales; Debaryomycetaceae
Gene: ILS1
Product: isoleucine--tRNA ligase
Exons: 1
Coding region: 1-3246 (1081 amino acids)
Biological process (GO): isoleucyl-tRNA aminoacylation
Molecular function (GO): aminoacyl-tRNA deacylase activity; isoleucine-tRNA ligase activity; tRNA binding
Source: RefSeq, a predicted model, not a curated record